Messenger RNA from Aspergillus ruber CBS 135680, 492 nucleotides. RefSeq lists its product as uncharacterized. Lineage: Eukaryota; Fungi; Ascomycota; Eurotiomycetes; Eurotiales; Aspergillaceae. The record is from RefSeq and is a predicted model, not a curated record. The transcript is spliced from 2 exons. The coding region runs from base 1 to 492 and encodes 163 amino acids.
AUGGUAUCGCAUCUGAAGAUAUAUCACUUUGAUGAGACUGGUUUUGCUAUGGGUCUCACUGCUACUGCUAGGGUUAUCACACGCGCUGAAUACUAUGGUCGACAACCUAUAUUGCAACCUGGUAAUCGCGAAUGGGUCACAUUAAUUGAAGCGAUCAACGCUACUGGAUGGGCACUACCAUCAUACCUGAUCUUUAAGGGCAAGGUCUUUAUCGAGUCAUGCAAUAGCCCUUCAAGCAGGGCACUAAACCAGCUGAUCAAGGGUUCCCAGCUAGCUAUGCAGGCCGGUGCGAUACUAGCGCAGGAAAACAAGGAUCUACGCGCGACGAAUGAGAAAAAGAAGCAAAAGCGAGCUAGAUUUAAGAGACAGAUUGCUUACCAGGGUGGUUUAUCAGCGGAAGACGUUCAGCAGGUGAUUCAGGGCCUAAACCAGUCUCCCGAAGUUGAGAUAAUCACCCAGAUGGCAGCGGCCGCGCCGGCCACCAACAUGUAG